AAACUACAGAGACAUGAUGUUUAAUACCAGAGCUUCUCGUUCACUUGUGGGAUCGGUGGGCAUGGCCAAGAGAACCUUGGCUUCUGCUUCCACAUCCGUUUCAAUUGAGUUACCUGCUUCUUCUUUCGAGGGUUACAACUUGGAAGUUCCGGAGUUAUCGUUUGACACCGAAAAGGAAAACUUGUUACAGAUGUACAAGGAUAUGGUGUCUAUCAGAAGAAUGGAAAUGGCCGCCGAUGCUCUUUACAAGGCGAAGAAGAUCAGAGGGUUCUGCCACUUGUCGGUUGGUCAGGAAGCCAUUGCUGUUGGUAUUGAACAUGCCAUCACUCCUCAAGACACUGUCAUCACUUCGUACAGAUGUCACGGGUUUGCCUUCUUGAGAGGUGCUUCUGUCAGAGAAGUAUUGGGAGAGUUGAUGGGUAAGAGAUCGGGUGUUUCUUACGGUAAGGGUGGUUCCAUGCACAUGUUUGCUCCAGGAUUUUACGGAGGUAACGGGAUUGUGGGAGCUCAAGUUCCUUUGGGAGCUGGUUUGGCCUUUGCUCACCAGUACAAGGGUGAACCCAACGCUACCUUUGCCUUGUACGGUGAUGGUGCCUCCAAUCAAGGUCAGGUGUUUGAAGCCUACAACAUGGCCAAGUUAUGGAACUUACCAUGUGUUUUCUCCUGUGAAAACAACAAGUACGGUAUGGGUACAGCUGCCGCUAGGUCUUCUGCUAUGACUGAAUACUACAAGAGAGGUCAAUACAUUCCAGGUUUGAAGGUCAAUGGUAUGGAUGUCUUGGCUUGUUACCAAGCUUCCAAGUUUGCUAAAGACUGGUGUGCCAGUGGUAACGGACCUUUGGUGUUGGAAUACGAAACCUACAGAUAUGGUGGUCACUCCAUGUCUGACCCUGGUACCACCUACAGAACUAGAGAAGAAGUGCAACACAUGAGAUCCAGAAAUGAUCCAAUUGCUGGUUUGAAGUUGACUUUAUUGGAAAAGGGCAUUGCUUCUGAAGAAGAAAUCAAGGAUUACGACAAGGCUGCCAGAAAAUAUGUCGACGAACAGGUUGCCAUUGCUGAGGCCGAUGCUCCACCAGAAGCCAAGAUGGACAUUUUGUUUGAAGACGUCUACGUCAAGGGUAGUGAAAUCCCAGAAUUGAGAGGUAGAAUCUCCGAUGACACCUGGAACUUCGCAAAGGGUACUUUCUCUAACAAGGUUUACUAAGUCUUCCCCUCCACUUCUGUAAAAAAAAUUCAUUCAUAGUAAGUUUAUAUAGUUUUAUUAGAAUACUCACUGUCAUAGACAAGCGUUUUAGUGCGCACUGUUUUGUCGCGAUGAGAUAAUAUAAUCGUAUA
This is a messenger RNA of Yamadazyma tenuis ATCC 10573, 1338 nucleotides long. NCBI's taxonomy places the organism in Eukaryota, Fungi, Ascomycota, Pichiomycetes, Serinales, Debaryomycetaceae. The record is from RefSeq and is a predicted model, not a curated record.